Zygotorulaspora mrakii is the source of this 1377-nucleotide messenger RNA. RefSeq names its product putative N(6)-L-threonylcarbamoyladenine synthase (gene QRI7). Lineage: Eukaryota; Fungi; Ascomycota; Saccharomycetes; Saccharomycetales; Saccharomycetaceae. The record is from RefSeq and is a predicted model, not a curated record. Gene Ontology annotation, biological process: mitochondrial tRNA threonylcarbamoyladenosine modification. Gene Ontology annotation, cellular component: mitochondrion. The transcript has a single exon. The coding region runs from base 1 to 1377 and encodes 458 amino acids.
AUGCGGGCGAUGAAGGGUUCGAUGAUCUCACUGCACUACUCUCUCUUUUCGCAUCUUUGGCAAUAUUCUCAUCUUGAUAAAUCAUUCCUAUUUUCUGUCCCAGGGCGUAAAGCUGAGGCGCGAAGGCUUUCCGAUAGGUGGAAAAGAUCAAAAGCGAAUAAGAGUGCUAACAGAGGAUGCCCUCUAUUGGACGUGCAGUAUACCGAUCAAUGCUACAUGAAUGCCCUUGGAGCAACUCGAAGAGUUGCGUGGAGUAAGAUUUGGGGCUUCGUUUCCAGAGGCUACAAGAUAUUGGCGAUCGAAACUUCCUGCGAUGACACCUGCGUCGCAAUUUUGAACAGACACACGAAAAAUGAGCCUCCGAAGGUUCUUGCUCAUCUUAAGGAUACAUUGAAUAGCGAUUCUUAUGGCGGAAUCAUCCCAACGAAGGCGCAUGUGCAUCACCAGCUGAAAAUAGGAAGUCUCACCCUUCAAGCAUUGCGAGAAACUGAGGCAUCUGACAUAGACCUUAUAUGCGUCACUAGAGGCCCCGGAAUGCCUGGAUCUCUUUCCGUUGGCUUAGAUUUUGCAAAAGGUCUCUCGGUGGCGUGGAAAAAACCUAUGAUAGGCAUGCAUCAUAUGUUGGGCCAUCUCCUACUACCCCGUAUGUCAACCAAUGGGCAAGCUCCUUGUUUCCCGUUUCUGAGUUUACUAGUAAGUGGUGGCCACACCGUAUUAGUACUCUCAAAGAGUGUAUUAGAACAUGAGGUACUUUGUGAUUCGAUGGACAUUGCAGUAGGCGACUCCUUAGACAAAUGUGGGAGAGAGCUUGGAAUUAAAGGAACAAUGAUUGCGAAAGAAAUGGAAAAGUUUAUUGAUCAAGACCCGCUAUGCUCUAAGAAUGUUAAGAUCAAGAUGAAGCUGCCUAACCCUUUGCAAAAUAAACCUAGUAGAGUCGACGCAAUGGCAUUUUCGUUUUCUCCAUUCAUAUCAGCAGUAAAGAACAAUUUAGAAAAGCCACUACAAGAGUAUUCAGAAGAGGAAAUUCGAUCAAUGGCUUUCCAGGUACAGGAGGCCACUUUUGCGCACAUUAUUACAAAGUUGAAAAAAGUUAUCGAACUAAAUAGGGAGAGCUUGGGCAAUGUCAAACAUUUUGUUUGUUCCGGUGGUGUUGGCGCCAAUAAAAGGUUGCGGGUCUUGUUAGAAAGAUCAUUCGCGAAUGAUUUUGAAUCAUUUCACUAUCCACCACUUGAUUUAUGUUCUGAUAACGCAAUGAUGAUUGGUUGGGCAGGAAUCGAGCUGUCUGAAUUCUCUGGAUUAAGGAGUUCUCUAGAUAUGACACCAAUUCGAAAAUGGCCAUUGUCCGAUAUACUCAACGUAUCAGGAUGGGUACAUUAG